CACAUCAUUUUCAUUUCUUGUUUUUGAAAGGAAAAAAAACCAAAUUAUUUUCCUAGAAACACCAAAGAAAUCUUCAGCUUUGAAACUUGAUUUCAAAUCCGAAGAUCUUAGUUUAAUUUCCUCCAGGUGAUGGAGGAAGAAGAGCAAAAUCUGGGGUUGCCAUUGUUACAGCCACAGGAGAACGAUGAAGAGACGAAUAAGAAGCCCAAGAAAUCGCCGUCGGAGAAGGCGGUGAGGAAAGCCUUCAAAGGGACGGCCCACCUGGCGAACCUCCUCCCGACGGGGACAGUUUUGGCAUUUCAGAUUCUCUCCCCCGUCCUCAGCCGCGAAGGCAGAUGCGCGUCCGCCGUCAGCCAGUCCAUGACGGUGGCGCUCCUCGCCGGAUGCGCCGCGUCCUGCUUCGUCCUCUGUUUCACCGACAGCUUCAGGGACGAGAGGGGAAAAGUCCGUUACGCCCUCGCCACGUUCCGGGGACUCCUCGUCCUCGACCUGUCGGCCUCCGCCACGCUUUCCCCGGACGAGGCGGCCAAACGGAGAAUAACGGUGUUGGAUUUCUUCCACGCGUUCAACUCCGUCCUUGUCUUCGCGGCCACGGCGCUGCUGGACAAGAACGUCGUGAACUGUCUGUACCCGUCGCCGUCGCCGGAGACGGAGGAGCUUCUGGCGAUUUUGCCGGUGUGCGUUGGGUUUGUGUGUAGCAUUCUUUUCAUUGCGUUCCCCAGCAAACGCCAUGGAAUUGGAUUCCCACUCUCUCGCAGCUAGCUAGAAAAAACAUACACUAAAAGGGUCCCUUUGAU
Cuscuta campestris is the source of this 797-nucleotide messenger RNA. Lineage: Eukaryota; Viridiplantae; Streptophyta; Magnoliopsida; Solanales; Convolvulaceae. The record is from the annotation of a GenBank genome assembly.